UUUGCAUCGGCAUUCACUUAUUUUACAACUCAUGAAAAAGCCAUUUGAUAUUUUAAAAUAAGGAAUAAUGUAUAAAGAAUUAUUGUUAUUUCUUUCAGUUUCUAUCUGAUAUCAUUAUCCCAGUUUCUCUAGGCAUUUCCUAAUUUUAAGUCUUCGUGUCCAGUUUGACUAUUGCAAACUGUCCUAAAUAAGAUAAUCGCCACAUCACUCACAUACAAAAGAGACUUCCAUCUCAGCUAUAAUCAAGAGAUGCAUCUCGGUCAUAAUUAAGUAUAGAAUAUUAAUUCUUACCUUUUUCUUUUAAUUAAUUACCAUACAAGAUGGGGUCCUCAUAUAUGCGCAAUAUAAAGAGGAUAGUCCACUCAAUUUUCAUUAUCUCUACUACCCUCUCACUCGCAUCCGCAUCUGCAUCGUCACCAUCUACCCCAUCAAAAUCUCCGUCGGCGGAAACUGAACUUAUAUGCCAUACUGACAACCCCGCCGACUGUUACCCCAAAUUAUUUUCAGCUACUGAUGAAUUCCAACAAGUCCACGAUGACCAAGACCUACCACCAGGUCUACACGUGCAAUUGGAUGUUCAGACGGGACAAAAACAAGCCAAGCUCUACAACCCUAAAGAAGAGAAUCCGGCUCUCGAGGGCUUACCGGUAGACAAGUCCGUUGUCAUAGUAGACCCCGAAUCAUCUCAAGACGACGAUGCGCCCCGGAUACCCCACGGCGCACCGGCCUAUGAACCUGUCGGCAUCGUCAAAGCGCCUAAGGAAAAAAACGAGGGUUUUCUACAGUCUCUAGAAACGGUGAAGAAGUACUCCGACGUCAAAAAACCCUUAGUUCAAUCCCAAUCUAAUGAGCUUGACAAGGCUUUAGAGGACCUGGAGGACUUAUCUCAUGACAUGUACUACGGCCUACAAAUUGCCUCAGACAUAGACACCCUACACGCCCUCCUCUGCCUCCUCACGCGCCGUGAUGCCGAGCAAGUAGAGAAGCGGCCGUUAACAGAACGUCCCGGUUUUCUCGCAUCUGGUAUCUUGGCUUCGUCAAUCCGGAAUAACAAACCCGCGCUCCAAGCGGUUGAAGCAUCCUGGGAUGCUCUCGGCUCAAAGAAGUGCAUUUCUAACACCAAUUCAUUAAUCUCGGAGUUAUACGCCCAGCUCGACCCCACAUCAAAAGUAGAUACUCCGGAAGAAGUCUCGGAAGCGUAUUUCACGCGCCUUACACUGCCUGUUCUUGACGGCUUGCUCAAAAGCGAGAAGAUCCGGACGCAAUUCCUGGAACCGGAGGUCGAUGGUAUGCGGAGUUUGUUACGUAUCCUACUUCGCGAAAACGAGGUUUGGGAAUCCCGGCGCGUGAAGGUGGCGCGGAUCGUGUCGGAUGCGUUUUUGGAUGAGGAAGUUGGUGCCACCUUGGGCGUGUGGCCUACAGCGGCCCGUACAGAAGCGUGCGCGGGAGGAAACGGGGAGGAAGCGAAUUUGGCGGAAAGCUGUUGGGAGUUUCAUUUAGAAACCAUUGGACAGAAGGAUGCAAGGGCGGCGGAGUGGAGCCAGCCGUUGUUGGAUAUGAUGAAGUUAAGACGGCCAGGUACGGCGGGGUCUGAGGAGAAAGCGAAGGACAUACCUAAACGGGAUGAAUUGUGAUGUUAAACGGAGCCUAAAGCCGAUGAUUUAAGGUUAAGUCACAGGUGCAUUGAAAGGCGUUAUGGUUGAUUGCAUUUUAUGCGUUUUACUUUAUUAUAUUACCCUGAUAAAUAUCCCGUCUACGACUUCAUAUUUCGAAGUCGUAGAGCACUACAUAAAGGGGAUGGAUACAAAUAUAUAGUCACAUCUCAAUGACCAGUGAU
Hypoxylon trugodes is the source of this 1837-nucleotide messenger RNA. RefSeq lists its product as uncharacterized. The record is from RefSeq and is a predicted model, not a curated record. Bases 321 to 1634 code for a protein of 437 amino acids. Gene Ontology annotation, molecular function: adenyl-nucleotide exchange factor activity. The transcript has a single exon. Gene Ontology annotation, cellular component: endoplasmic reticulum. NCBI's taxonomy places the organism in Eukaryota, Fungi, Ascomycota, Sordariomycetes, Xylariales, Hypoxylaceae.